AAGUGUUUGUUUGCAUUGAUUUGUGAACUCUUGUAAACACUUGAAAAUUGCAAUCAAUUGAUUGAUUUGACUGUAUUUGUGAGCCGAUAGUCGGGUGACAAUUGUGGUGACAAUGGAUGUGAUCGCUUCCGUGAAGAUGUAUUUGAAUCGUAUGGUCGAUGAAUGCGGUGUUGGACUCAAAGUGCUUCUUAUGGACAGACAGACGAUAUCAGUCGUGAGUUUAGUGUACUUACAGUCGGAAAUGCUUCAGAAAGAGGUCUAUUUGUUUGAGACAAUGGAUAACUUGACGCGAAUGUCUGAAUCGAUGAAAUACCUGAAGUGCAUAGUCUUCGUGCGUCCGACACAAACCAAUAUCGAUUUGUUGAGACAGGAGCUGAUCCGCCCUCACUUCGGACAGUACCACAUCUUCUUCUCCAAUAUCAUCAGCAAAACAGACAUCAAGUGUUUGGCCGAAGCGGACGAAUACGAAGUGGUCAAAGAUGUCAACGAGUUUUACUGUGACUUCUUAGCCGUCAGUCCGCAUCUCUUUUCCAUUAAUAUUAGUAACACUUAUCAGGGAUUUAAGAGUUGGAACCAAUCGUCACUCCAGAGGACCACUGAAGCCAUUAUCAGUGUUUUGCUAUCAUUGAAGAGAAACCCAACCAUAAGAUACCAAUCAAACAGCGAAUUAUGUAAACGUUUGGCAGAAAAUAUUAGACAAACCAUUGCCAGAGAGGGCUCUCUCUUUGAUUUCAGAAAGAGUUCUUUGAAUUAUUCAAAUUCUUCCGAUCCUUCAGUUCCACCCGUUUUAUUGAUUUUGGACCGAAAAUUAGAUCCAAUCACUCCUCUCUUGAAUCAGUGGACAUAUGGGGCACAACUCCACGAAUUGCUUACUAUUAAUAACAAUAGAAUCAAUUUAGCGGACGUUCCGGGAGUUAAAGACAUGAAAGAAGUGGUCUUAUCUCAAGAACACGACGAUUUCUACCAAAGGAACGUUUAUCUAAAUUAUGGUGAGAUUUGUGCGAAUAUCAAACAACUGAUGGAUGAGUUUCAAACGAAGACCAAGAGUCAGAAAAAAGUUGAGUCAAUCGCAGACAUGAAGUCAUUUAUCGAAACGUAUCCACAAUUCAAGAAAAUGUCGGGAACUGUCACUAAACACGUGACUCUAAUCGACGAACUUUUUAGACUUAUUUCUACCCAUAAUUUGUUUGAAGUGUCGGAAACGGAACAGGAGUUGGUCUGUCAGUCCGAUCAUUCAGAAUCUCUUAAAAAAGUUAGAAAACUGAUAACAAGUGAUAAGAUCCGUGACUUGGAUGCGCUCCGUCUGGCCAUGUUAUACGCCCUGCGGUUUGAAAAGCAUAGUAAUAACGAUAACCAGAGCAUCGCUGAGUUGCUUAAAAAGAGAGGCAUUAGUGAUAAACAAAUAAAAUUGGCUUCUCUUGUGGUAAACUUUGCGGGAACUAAACGUCAGACACCGAUCACAGCGACUGAGCUGUUGAGUACAGAUCACGUGAAAUCAUUUACUAAGAAAAUGAUUAAAGGCUUGAAAGGCGUGGAGAAUAUAUAUACACAACAUUCCCCUCUAAUUAAAGAGAUCAUUGAAGACUUGGCCAAAGCGAAACUCAAAGAAGUUCUUUAUCCAUAUUUGGGAACAAUUCAAUUGCGUGAAAAACCGCAGGAAAUUAUUGUCUUUAUGAUCGGCGGCACCACAUAUGAAGAGUCCUGCGCUGUCUAUGAGCUCAAUAAGAGCCUAAUGGGUGUGAAAAUACUGUUGGGCGGAACCACUGUUCAUAAUUUCAAGUCUUUUACCGAUGAGUUAAUCCAUGGAUCAAAUCCAUUGGGUUCGGGAUCGCCAUCUUUUUCCGAUAGGAAUAGAAUUUUAUGAUGAAUUUAUUAAAAUUUCGUUUAUGUUAUGUCUCUAU
Molecule: messenger RNA, 1901 nt
Organism: Medioppia subpectinata
Lineage: Eukaryota; Metazoa; Arthropoda; Arachnida; Sarcoptiformes; Oppiidae
Source: the annotation of a GenBank genome assembly